Fusarium poae is the source of this 315-nucleotide messenger RNA. RefSeq lists its product as uncharacterized. NCBI's taxonomy places the organism in Eukaryota, Fungi, Ascomycota, Sordariomycetes, Hypocreales, Nectriaceae. The transcript has 2 exons. The record is from RefSeq and is a predicted model, not a curated record. The coding region runs from base 1 to 315 and encodes 104 amino acids.
AUGAAUGCCCCAAGAGACCAAUGCCGAGCCAUCACGGUCCGUCCCUUGUUGACUGCGGCUGAACUCCCUACAUAUCUCAUCCUGGCAUCGUCUCAAUCUCUCUUCCGCACCAGAUUGCUAACGUUUUCUUGGCAUGUAUGUAUGGAGCAUGGUCUAAUACCUGUCACACAGACAUUACAGACCCGAUUGCCGUGUCUGAGUGACUCAGAUACCUCCUCUCACCUAGACACCUUGCAGAUGGCGGUUUCAUAUCCCAUCGUGACCCUUCCAAUACCCGCCAACACCAUUCAGCUCAUGCAGCUCAUCACCCAAUAA